UCUAAUCACAAACUCUCCUGUCCCCUUCUUCUAAUCUCCUUCCACAGUACAGUUUGGAUCCAGUUUUACUAUUAAAUUAUACUAACACUAACACAUGCUGUAAAUUAUAAACUAUAUAGAUACACAUUAUUUAAUCAACUUAUAAUAAUACAUAAAACGUAUAUGUAUUUGUGUGUGUAUAUUUAUAUAUAUAAACACCUCUCUCUCUCUCUCUCUCUCUAAAUAUAUAUAACAUAUACACAAAAAUAUUGCUAGUCCAGCUUUUUCGCUUGCCUCCUUCCUUUCACAGCCUGUCAACUUGAAUUAUUUAGAUACCAUGAUUGUGUAUAUAUGUGUGUAUAUAUAAAUAUAAUUAAAAAGAUGGAGAUCAGAGGGUAGUAUGCUUUGUUGUUUCUGUAAGACAAUUUAGAAGUUGAAGACUGGUUCUGGCCUGUCAAACGAGCUUUGUUGAUUUCCAUCUUUAGCAGUCAGAUUUUGUAAUCUACUUAGCUUGCUCCGUCCUAAAUUAACUUCACAACAUCUUUGUGUUUUGCUCAUCGUGAGGCAUAUACACACACACACACAAUUCCGUCCUCAUCUACGUAGAGUUCUCUUGGUUUUGUUGAUGAGAGUCUGAGCAGACUCAUGGAUGAUCAGAGGAGUAAUCAAGAACAUGUUCAAUGAUCAGCUUCGCAGAAGAAAAUUGCCAUCUGCCCACUUCUUGUUUCAGGCAUGGGAACCAAACUUGAUUACUCAAUAUUCAAUCCAUUAGCAAGGAGUAGUACCAGUGUGGUGUUUGUUAAUGAUUGGGACUUUCUCCAUACAAGUUCUUCAUCAUCAGGACCCAUAAAGGAGAAUAAGUAUAAGUUUAAGAGUGUAGCAGGACAUCAUUAUAACUCCAUGGACAAAUUACUUGAAAAGCACAACAUGGAGUCCAUCAGAAAAACAAUGCAGCUGCAUGAAGACAUUUUCAAACACCAGGUAAGGGAGCUCCAUAGGCUGUAUAGUGUACAGAAGAUGCUGAUGGAUGAGGUGAAGAGGGAGAUCAAACAAAAUAGGUACUGGAUUUCGUCAACUGGGAUUGAUAAUACUAAUCAAUGUCAUCAAUAUUCAUCAUCAACAUCACAAGGGGUAGCUGGUUUUGGAUACAGUUUCACCAUUGAAGGUCUCCGAGAUCAUCAUCAUCAUCAUCAUCAUCAUCAUCCAAUUAGCUCUAGGGAGAGAAGUACAGGCAGCUGCUCAGGACCAGACACAAUGAGAGUUAUGACUAGAGGGUUUGAUCUUGAAAGAAUACCAACUCAAGAUCAAGAAGACGUAAUCUCAACUCUUGAUCAAGAUUAUUCAAGGCCAAGUCAGAAAACCGAAAAAACGAGCAUCAAUGCAGGAUCUGAUGAAGACAGCGAAAUCGAACUGACACUAAGCAUUGGAGGAAGUAGCACAAGCAAGAUUAACAGAUUAUCAUCAUCAUCAUCAUCAAAAAGGUAUAAUCAGCUAAAUGAGAAGGAAUUAAGUAUUAGGCCGGAGCUCGAGAAUUCAUCGGUUUCUUUCAAAUCGGAUAGAGGAGACAGUAGUACCGGGCCUAACACUCCAAUCAGCAGCUCUAGUACAACAUUUGAUCAGGAAAGAAAGCGGCCUCACUGGCUUUUUCAAGGUUUAAGCAUUAAUAGAACCUGAUUAAUUAAUUUAAUCUGACUUUAUUAAUUUUAAUUUUCUGUGUGUAUGUGUAACAUCCUUUUGACUGAAAAUCUGUGACACCACUGAAUUUAUAUUGAUCAUGAUAUAUAUAAUCAUGCAUUCAAUUUUCCUAAUCAGUAAUUUAAUUGCUAGAUUGAUCUAAUAAAUCGGAGAGAUGUGUGCAAA
Carica papaya (papaya) is the source of this 1839-nucleotide messenger RNA. Lineage: Eukaryota; Viridiplantae; Streptophyta; Magnoliopsida; Brassicales; Caricaceae. The record is from RefSeq and is a predicted model, not a curated record.